Hymenoscyphus albidus is the source of this 1370-nucleotide messenger RNA. The record is from the annotation of a GenBank genome assembly. Lineage: Eukaryota; Fungi; Ascomycota; Leotiomycetes; Helotiales; Helotiaceae.
AUCCUAAGGGUGUUUCGACCUCAAAAAGCUUCCGGCCUUCAAAUUGGGGCAAGUAACAAUUCCUCGAGGAGUUGAACCUUGAAAAAAAGGAUUUUUGGUGCUCUAAACUUGGAAAGCUCAAUUGUGAGCAUUGUAAUUUCCUAGCAGUAUAAUACAGACGUAGUGUCGCUUCAACUAGUAUUUCGAACCAUUAUCCACCAGACCUCAUUCAUUACUCUCUUUUUCUUUACAAAACUACAGAAAAACUUCCUUUUCAGCCCAUCUUUAUAUCUCCAACAAAAGGAAAAAUGAUCGCCAAUCGCAACAUGUACCUCAGCAAUGCCCUCAUUGCUUCCAUCACUCUUUUGAGCGUAGUCGACGCAUUUCCAGCCGGAACGAAGCCUUUCCAGCCAAUAACCAGCAAUCUGGAAGUUUUCCCAACAUUCGGCGAUAAGACGUCUUUUCCAACGGCAACACUGGUCAGCCCUCCUUUCUUCUCCGGCAAACCUUCUCCUUCCGCGACUCUGGUUUACGAUCCUAUCAUGACACCAAGUGUUAUCCGCGACCCAUUGCUUCCCAUCAAACCUACCGCAGUUAGCUACGAUGAUGGGAAAUUGUAAGUAUCAAUCUUCCACCUCGUUCUUUCUAUCGGAGAGAUUUGAGGAGCUGACAUCCAUAAUCCAGUCACCCAAAUACUAAAUACGAUGACGACUCGUGGAAAGGAGAGCCAACUACCCACAAAGGCCCAAUCCAUCAUCCAACUGAUAUUGUUCAUCCUUUCCCUACUAUCCCAAUUUCAGUUGUGGUGCCAACUACAGUUGGAUUGCCUCCUCGACCAACCACUGUCCAAAAUCCCCCAUCUGUCUACAAUCCGACCAGCUUGCCUACUUCCGUCCCCGAAUCUUUCCCUGCACCUUCCGAUGUUAGCGUCCUGCCUAUUCCAUCACAAGUGGCUUCGUCUGUCACCAGCGUCGUCACUGAAUCCCCGAUUCCAUCAGUAGAGCCUAAUACUCCUGAAGAGCCUGAUGCGCCUGAAGAAGAGCAAUGUAAGUAAUACUCGCAUAGCUAAUUCAUUUUUUCUUCUUCCAUGAAACCGUUGAACAGCCGCCUUCUAACACUUCGUCUAGACGAGAACGAGGAGGCAGGAGAAGAAGAUGAACCUGAAGAAGAUGAUAACUAAAUAUUUACCGUUUUUGGGACGGCAAUAGCUGAGUGAAGAAUUUAUUGUUGGGAGCAUGGAUUUGCUACCGCAAGGAGACCCUCUUUUUUUUGUUCUUGUUCUUUUCUCUCCCAGCUUUUCUCAAUGCCUUUCGAGAAAAGGCUUUCUACGAAUACUCAAUUGCAGUAGCUUUGCAUUUACUUUUGUAAUAUAAAAGGACUUGCAGUUAGGG